Molecule: messenger RNA, 1777 nt
Organism: Bombina bombina (fire-bellied toad)
Lineage: Eukaryota; Metazoa; Chordata; Amphibia; Anura; Bombinatoridae
Product: adenosine receptor A3
Exons: 2
Coding region: 268-1245 (325 amino acids)
Biological process (GO): G protein-coupled adenosine receptor signaling pathway
Cellular component (GO): dendrite; synapse; membrane
Molecular function (GO): G protein-coupled adenosine receptor activity
Source: RefSeq, a predicted model, not a curated record
ACUACAUCCUACCAGAACGAUGUUUUGAGAUCACUCAAAACAGCAGCUAUUUCCUUUGGACAGCAGGUUUCAUCCUUCAAUUGUUAUCUAUUUUUGAAAAUCAGAAAAUAGAAAUUGCACCGGCAAAAACACAAUUAUAAACCACUUUUUGUCAUGGAAGGAUGAGCUGUAUCAAGAAUCACAGGGCUACAGCAUCUCAGAUUUAUGACCAAGAUCUAUUUUGUUCUUCUGGAAUAUAGGUGCUACUGUGCAUAACCAUCUCUAGCUAUGGCUAAUGAAACCACAGACAAUUAUACGAUAUUCUACAUUGCUGCUGAAACUUUGAUUGGGAUUUCAGCUUUCUUUGGAAAUAUAAUGGUGAUUUUGGCUGUGAAGCUGAACCCAGGUCUACAAAACACAACUUUUUACUUUAUUGUAUCUCUGGCACUGGCAGACCUGGCAGUGGGAAUUCUUGUUGUGCCUUUGGCAAUUAUUGUUACACUAAAUAUGGAACUUCAUUUUCAUGCUUGCUUGUUUAUGAGCUGUUUGAUCAUCAUAUUAACAAAUGCCUCCAUCCUGUCUCUGCUGGCUAUAGCCAUUGAUAGGUAUCUAAGAAUUAAGAUACCAACCAGGUACAGGAUAGUGAUGACAUCUAGAGUGAUAUAUAUCUCCAUCUUCAGUGUCUGGAUUGUAUCUUUUCUUAUGGGAAUUGUGCCAAUGUUUGGUUGGAACAACAGGUCCAAUCUACCCAAGGAAGAUCAAGACACUCUUAACUGUACCUUUACCAGUGUGAUGAGUAUGAACUAUAUGGUUUACUUUAAUACUUUUUUAUGGGUCUUUCUCCCUCUGUUGAUUAUGUUGGGUUUGUACAUAGAAAUUUUCUACCUAAUAAGAAAACAGAUGAAGCUGCAAGCUUUCAGUUCCACAGGAAGAAGUUCGUUUUAUGGGAAGGAAUACAAAACGGCAAAAUCCCUUGCAUUGGUUUUGCUAUUUUUUGCAUUGAGUUGGCUUCCAUUAUCUAUUUUGAACUGUGUGUCUUUCUUCAACCCAACUGUUAAUGACUUAGAUGUGUUUCAGCUUUCACUGUUCUUAGCCAUAUUACUGUCUCAUGCCAACUCCAUCAUGAAUCCAAUAAUCUACGCGUUCAAAAUACAAAAGCUUAAAGAUGCAUAUAUCCGUAUUAUAAAGUCAUGUUUUCUACAGACUACGGUGCUGUCUGAUAGCGCUAGUAAUGAGCAAACACUGGAUGAAAUAUCUCAAGAGUAGGACUUGUAUAUCUAAUUGAGAUGGAAAUAGUCAAUGAAGAUGUGAACAAAAUAAACACAAUUAAUGAUCACAUACAACUGAUAUCACAACAUUCUCUUUGAAUUAUUUGUCCUUGAAACUGCUAUUGGCAAUCUUGGUAAAAGAGAAGGGCAAGGAAUAAAAAAAACAAAAAAAAACAAACAAACAAACAAUGUAAUGAAAUAAACUUAAAGGCUUGUAUUCGAUAACUUCAAAAUAAUAUUAUUCAAAACAAAUUAUUGCAUUGGUAUUUACGUGAAUGGUUACUUUAUACUAUGGGUGAUGCAUUUAAGAAACAGCCAAAAUUACAGCGGUAUAACAUCUGAAUAAUGUUUAUGCAGUUUAGCUAUACUAAACAAAUGGUAUUAUUCUGAGAAGAGAAGGUCUUAUAUAUUAACGCUGCACUUCAUAGACAAAUUUUCCAGAUGCAUAAAAUUAUUAUAAAUCACAUCUCUGAAAUAAUGGGGAACAAAAUAAAUAAGUGUAAUAUAAAUAAAUGUAUAUAUUAUGUAGA